ACCCUAAUUUGAGCUAUAAAACCCUCGUUUCUCUAUCAACAAUUUCAUUCCUGCUUUCGUCGUCGAUAUUCAAUCCGGUAGCAGCCGCUUCACACCAUCUCUCUUCAAGCUCUCGAAGAUGGUUCCUCCUCCUAGAGGUCGUGGUGGUGGUGGUGGAUUUAGGGGAAGGGGUGAUAGAGGAAGAGGGAGAGGUGAUGGAGGAGGAAGAGGAGGAGGUAGAGGUACCCCUUUUAAGGCACGAGGUGGCGGUAGAGGAGUAGGAGGAGGCAGGGGUGGCCGAGGAGGAGGCCGUGGUGGCAGAGGAGGAGGAAUGAAGGGAGGGAGCAGAGUUGUUGUUGAGCCUCACAGACAUGAGGGUAUUUUCAUUGCUAAGGGUGGUAAAGAAGAUGCUCUUGUUACUAAGAAUCUGGUUCCUGGUGAAGCUGUUUACAAUGAGAAAAGGGUUACUGUUCAGAAAGAGGAUGGUACAAAAGAGGAAUAUAGAGUUUGGAAUCCUUUCCGCUCCAAGUUGGCUGCUGCCAUCCUUGGUGGGGUUGACAACAUAUGGAUUAAACCUGGAGCCAAAGUCCUUUACCUAGGAGCUGCUUCUGGAACAACUGUUUCUCAUGUGUCUGACAUUGUUGGUCCAACCGGAGUUGUCUAUGCAGUAGAGUUUUCUCAUAGAAGUGGGCGUGAUUUGGUCAAUAUGGCAAAGAAGCGUACCAAUGUUAUACCUAUUAUUGAGGACGCUAGACAUCCAGCUAAGUACAGGAUGUUGGUUGGGAUGGUAGAUGUGGUAUUUUCUGAUGUUGCUCAACCUGAUCAGGCAAGAAUUCUAGGACUGAAUGCUUCAUAUUUUCUCAAAACAGGAGGUCAUUUUGUCAUUUCAAUCAAGGCAAACUGCAUAGAUUCCACUGUCCCUGCUGAGACAGUCUUUGUUAAUGAAGUGAACAAGCUGAAGGCAGAUCAGUUUAAGCCUGCUGAGCAAGUCACCCUUGAACCCUUUGAGCGUGACCAUGCCUGUGUUGUUGGUGGAUACAGAUUGUCAAAGAAGAAGAAAGAUGCUGAAUAGAUUGAAUGCUUUUGAAAAGGCAUGUAUUAAUGUAUUUCUAGCAAAUACCAAGUAGUAAUGUGUUAUUUCAGUGAGACUCUAGAUUUCAUUGUCUUCAUUUUGUCUCCAAGAUAAGGCUGGGAUUAUCAAACAUGUUCCAAUUUUUGGUAGUUAUUUUUCGUUAGUUGCUUUUGGCUGAA
Lotus japonicus is the source of this 1230-nucleotide messenger RNA. Its product is annotated as rRNA 2'-O-methyltransferase fibrillarin 2-like. The coding region runs from base 119 to 1051 and encodes 310 amino acids. Gene Ontology annotation, biological process: rRNA methylation; box C/D sno(s)RNA 3'-end processing. The transcript has 7 exons. Gene Ontology annotation, cellular component: small-subunit processome; box C/D methylation guide snoRNP complex; nucleolus. Lineage: Eukaryota; Viridiplantae; Streptophyta; Magnoliopsida; Fabales; Fabaceae. Gene Ontology annotation, molecular function: histone H2AQ104 methyltransferase activity; RNA binding; rRNA methyltransferase activity. The record is from RefSeq and is a predicted model, not a curated record.